AUGGUUGAGCUGGAUUGGCUGGCAAUUCGUCCUCGCCUUGUUCUUUAUGCCAUUUUGCUCUUUUCAGCUGUCCGUUUUUAUGUUCAAAGGCGCCGUCAACGCGAGGCCGACAGACUCUUUGGUCAGCAGCAUGGCUGUCAACCCAUCAACUCGAAGCUCCCAUAUGAGUGGCCUCUGGGGCUCGACAUCCUCAAGAAACAGUACGACGCAUUGAUGCGCGGGAACCUCUUUGCCUACCAGAGAGAGUAUUUCGAGCGCUUCCAAGUCGGACAGACCUUUGAGACUAGGCUCCUGGGCCGCGUUGGGUACUUUACCAUGGACCCCAAGAACUUGGAGGCGAUGCUCCAGACCCGGUUUGAUGACUGGGAACUUGGCAACAGUCGGGAUGCAGUCCUACCCAUGAUUGGCAACGGUAUAUUCACGCAGGACGGCCAUGCCUGGAAGCACUCUCGCGAGAUCCUGCGUCGCCAGUUCGUGCGGAUGCAAUACCAGGACAUGACAAUCUUCGAGACUCCAGUUGAGACGAUGCUGGGGCGUCUGCAGGACUGUACGGGCGUGGUUGAUCUCCAACCUGUAUUCUUCAGCUUCACCUUGGCCACAACUAUCUUGCUCAUCUUUGGGGAGCUGUCUGCAGACAUCAAACAAAGCGACAACGACACCUUCGAAGAGGCAUUCGAUUACACCUCGUUGAUAUCAGCAAUGCGCAUGAGAUUGGCUGAGUUUUGUUGGCUAUAUAACCCUUCCAAGUACAGAAGGAGCUGCAAUGUGCUUAGGGAAUACGCGUCCCGGUUUGUUGACCAUGCGCUUGAGGAUGUGAAAGCGAACGGAGAGGAAAUGGCUGAGAAGCGCCAUCCGUUUACCGUUGACCUUCUUCGCGAGCUUAAGGACCCCAAGCUUGUGCGUGACCAGCUCAUGAAUGUCCUUAUCGCGGGCAGAGACACAACAGCCUGUUUGAUGUCGUGGGCAUGUUACCACCUUGUCCGAAAUCCUGCAGCCCUCGAGCGGCUUCGUGAAGAGAUAGCAUCCAUCGCCCCCAAGGGAGAGCGUCUGACAAGGCCACAUAUUAACAAAAUGGCCUACCUCCGAUGCGUCCUCAAAGAGACGAACCGCCUUUACACGCAAGUCCCUGUGAACGUCCGUCUGGCCCGCCAAACCACAUACCUACCACGUGGUGGCGGUCCCGAUGGCGAAUCCCCGAUACUGAUUCCAAAGAAUACGGGCGUCGGCUUCUCCGCGUACCACAUGCACCGCAGCAAGGAGAUCUACGGCGACAACGCGAACGAAUUCCGGCCUGAGAGGUGGGAAGGCCCGCAGCCGAAGAAUUUGGGGUUUGCGUUUAUGCCGUUCCAUGGUGGGCCGCGAGUGUGCCUUGGAAAGGAUUUCGCACUCAUGGAGGCAUCAUAUGGCCUCGUCCGUCUGCUCCAGGAAUUUCCGAACCUGAGGAUCGCGCCGGAUGUUGCGCAAACGACUCCUGGGUUAGAGAAGCAGAACCUAACAAUCGUCCUGUCUAGUGCUGAGGGGUGCAAAGUUUUGUUGCGCUGA
Aspergillus calidoustus is the source of this 1542-nucleotide messenger RNA. NCBI's taxonomy places the organism in Eukaryota, Fungi, Ascomycota, Eurotiomycetes, Eurotiales, Aspergillaceae. The record is from the annotation of a GenBank genome assembly.